Myripristis murdjan (pinecone soldierfish) is the source of this 3195-nucleotide messenger RNA. RefSeq names its product ras-related protein Rab-8A. NCBI's taxonomy places the organism in Eukaryota, Metazoa, Chordata, Actinopteri, Holocentriformes, Holocentridae. Bases 48 to 668 code for a protein of 206 amino acids. The record is from RefSeq and is a predicted model, not a curated record. Gene Ontology annotation, molecular function: GTPase activity; GTP binding. The transcript has 8 exons.
UUCAGUUCGCCGCUUCGCCGGGCGGGAUUUCCGCAGUAAUAUCAAGUAUGGCGAAGACGUACGAUUAUUUGUUUAAAUUACUGCUAAUCGGGGACUCGGGUGUCGGGAAGACCUGUGUGCUGUUCAGGUUUUCAGAAGAUGCGUUCAACUCGACGUUUAUUUCAACAAUAGGCAUUGAUUUCAAGAUAAGGACAAUAGAGCUAGACGGCAAGAAGAUAAAGCUACAAAUAUGGGACACAGCUGGCCAGGAGCGCUUCCGAACAAUCACAACAGCCUACUACAGAGGAGCCAUGGGCAUCAUGCUUGUCUACGACAUCACCAACGAGAAGUCAUUUGACAAUAUCAAGAACUGGAUAAGGAAUAUAGAGGAGCACGCGUCAGCUGAUGUGGAGAAGAUGGUCCUCGGGAACAAGUGUGACAUCAAUGACAAGCGGCAGGUGUCCAAAGAGAGGGGAGAGAAGCUCGCAUUAGAGUAUGGAAUCAAGUUCAUGGAGACCAGCGCAAAAGCAAACAUCAACGUGGAAAAUGCGUUUUUGACACUUGCUAGAGACAUCAAAUCGAAAAUGGAUACAAAAUUGGAGGGCAACACGCCGCAGGGGAGUAGUCAUGGAGUUAAGAUCUCAGAGCCACAGAAAAAGAGCAGCUUCUUCCGCUGUAGCCUACUCUGAGGAAAGGCCUUCGACCCCUGGCUGCCAGCAGGCUGGACAUAACUGGACUGUGCUCGCUCCUAGCACUUCCUUUCCCUUCCCUCCCCCUCUCUCCCUGUUCUGGGCCCAUUCUCCCAGUUCACACAAACCAUCAUACUCCCAGCAAGCGGAGGGCUUCCCCUCCUCCCUUCCUCUCCUGAAGGCUUCCGGUGGUGCAUCUCUUCCAGCUUAAGGAGAUGUAGCAUCUCCAUGGGUGAGACUACUUGACCGGAGGAGGACUCUACCAUGGUCAUUGUCCAAACAUUACAUAUCAUGCAAAGACAGCCUCUUCCUUCCAGUUUUGGUCUCUUUACACCACACGUCCAUUCUUCACUCAACACGGUAGCACAACUGUCAAAAGUGGAGCCUCAUUUACAUGGAGAAGUCGUUGAAUUAAUCUCAAGAUUUUGGGAUUGGACUACAGAUGUGAUAUUUAGAUCUAUUUUUGUUAGUGCUCUUGCCCAACAUUGUGGUAACUGUUAACCAGAGAUUGACUGGCUUGAUAUUCAGUGAAACAGAGCUGCUGCAUGUGUGAAGUAUGGGCACACUUGGAUUUUUAUUUCAGGAAAUGGCAGUUCAGGAUCAUAGAAGGAGUAAGGCAGUCAGGAUCAAAGAGUCGGUUUGAACAUGCAUCUGUUUGGGUGCUGCUCUUUGGUUUGCUUGUAGUCCUUGACAAUCAUUUAAUGUGAUUAAAAUGCCUCUUUCAUCUUCCCCUGACCACUAGUCUAAUUGACACUUAAACUUUUUGUAAUAAUUUUCAAGUGCUUAGAGGCAGAUUGGCAGCAUACAAUGUGGGACUAUGAUUCAUUUGUCUAUUUAGAUUAUUUCUGCAGCCUAAAGACGGUCAUUCUGCAGAACAUUCUUAAUUUCAUAAGACUAAGUGACAGUAUUGUAAGUGCACAAUAAUAUUUGUACAUACAUGUGCCAGCAUAAUUGUUUGUGCUCACAUUGAUUGGUCAGCCCUUUGUAAGAGCAUUAUUAGGACAUUUUGAGAAGUACUCACGGUAUAAUACAAAUUAUUUUCCUUACAUUAAUAUACUCAAUGUCAAGUGUUGCCUUGCCCUUAAGCUAACCUGAAUGGAGAUACAAGUUGCAUCCUUGUAGCAGCUCUGUUGCAUGUUUAAGCUAUAUGACGUUUCUGGUAACAUUAGCAGCAAUUGAAAUUUUGUUCACUCCGAGGCUUCUUGCUGACAUGUCGCUGUGUGAGCAAGCCUCCCCUCGUAUCCAUGCAAUUCUCCUUGCACUUUACCAAUAACUUGUGUUUUGUGUGUAGUCUGUGCCAAGUGCUAGUUUCGCAAUACCACAAUACAAACAUUUUACUUUUGGAAGAAAAAAAAAAAUAUUUCUGAUCUGUGCGAUCAAGGUAAUGGUAGAUAUAAUGGGCGUAUCUAGAUAAUCCCUAAAUUUUACUUCACCUCUUUAGAAAUGACUUGCUCUCUCUUGCUGUUUCACUGCUGGGGUUCCACUGUCCUGCUGUUAGUUCACUGAGAAAAAUGCCUGCAAUUUGAUUAGCCACUAAAACAAGAAUUUUCAAGCUUUUGGUUCUGUGCUACAUCCCUGCCAAAUUGUAGUUUACAUAAAAUGUGGAAUUUUCUUGGCUUAUAAAGUCAAGACGGGUUUGACCAGUGUUUCCAAAAGGUUUCACUGGUGUUAUUUUACAUUCUAUUAAUGCAGGUUUCAAUGUGGUCAGUCACUUGUUUGACAGCUAGGUGGCACCUGUGGCACUGUUUAAAAUGUAUGUUGCCACCCAAACUCAAAUUUUAAACAGUAUUUUUAAAAAAUGCAUACAAGGUACUUAGACCUGUGUGACAUAACUACCCUCUGCUGAUAUUUAACAUGGAUGCCGAGUCUUAAUCUGUUUGCAUUCUUCUUCAUUUUUCUUUCCUUCAUGUGUUGCUAUUCUGAAAGAUUAGAUCAAAUGGGGAUCCUGUUUUUGCCUGCCUGCACCUUUUGAUGUCUGUUGGGACCUCAUGAUCAUCACAACCAUUUGUCUUAAUGGCGAAUACUCAGUUCUUUCUCAUAAUUGAGCUAUGCAUUGUGAAACUUGGACCUGUUUUUUGUGUAAUGUCACUUCCAGACAUCUGUAUGGACCCAUACAACUGAAUGUGUGGGUGUUAUUUUUGUUUGCUGAGCCAAAAACAGGACAUGCUCCAUUUGUAGUAAAUUUGUGCAUUGGUACACCAGUGCAGGUUAAAUUUUGGUUGAUGAAGACUGUUUAGUAAGAGUAAUUGAGACAUUCAGAUGUACUGCUUUUUUUUUUUUUUUUAUUCCAGUGAUAGCUUUAAAUCAAAUAGAAACAUAGGAACCAGACUUCGGUGGGAAUGCACACCCCCCUUUUUUUUUUAUUACAUUUCAUUUUUUAAGGUCACCUUUCACAUCAUUUACAUUACUUUUUUUUACAAUCAGUUUCAUUCCAUUGAUUGUGAAGUACACCGGGAGAAAAUUUGAAAAAAAAAAAAAAAUUGAAAAAGAAAAAAUGUUGUAAAUAUCACAUUACAAAAGAGAUCUA